UAAAUCGUCGUUCAUGCAUUCCAUGAUCAGUUAACAAAGCUUGCUGCAUUCAGAGUGAAAAUAGCUUGGAGAUAAAAUGAGGAGAGGUCAGAAGUGCGUGUUUUUCCCGCUACUGGCUAUUGCAUUAUGCUUGUGUAUAGCAAAUGUGGAUGCCGGGAUAACACUGCAACCACCGGUAAAGUUGAAAUGGCAUUACUACCGGCAGCAUACUACAUGCACCUAUGCAGAGGAGUUUGUUAGGCACCAGGUAGAGUUAUUUUGGAAGGCAGAUAGAAGCAUUACUGCCAAGCUUCUUCGGUUGCUCUACUCGGAUUGCUUUGUGACUGGCUGUGAUGCAUCGAUUCUUCUUGACGGACCAGACUCAGAGAAGACAGCUCCACAAAACUGGGGUCUCGGAGGAUUUGUGGCCAUUGACAAAAUAAAAGAAGUUCUUGAGAUACGGUGUCCUGGUGUUGUCUCUUGUGCUGAUAUUCUCAACCUGGCUACCAGGGAUGCUGUUCAUUUGGCAGGCGGACCAGCUUAUCCCGUGUUCACAGGAAGAAGGGAUGGAGUGUCAUCAAAAGCAUCAACGGUGGAUCUCCCAUCACCAUCCAUCUCAGGGGGAGAAGCAUUGGCAUAUUUCAAGUCUAGAGGCCUGGAUGUGUUGGACCUGGGAACACUAUUAGGGGCACACUCAAUGGGGAGAACACAUUGUCGCUACAUUUUGGACCGACUGUACAAUUUCAACAAUACCGGAAGGCCAGACCCAAGCAUGAACAAAGCAUUUGCAGAUCAAAUGAGAAAGCAAUGUCCCCAAAGAACCAAAAAGGGCCAAUCUGACCCACUGGUGUUUCUAAACCCAGAAUCUAGCUCUAAAUACACCUUUACAGAAUCCUUCUACAAGAGGGUUCUCUCCUACCAGUCUGUCCUAGGAGUUGAUCAGCAACUACUUUUCAGCAAUGACACACUACAGAUAACACAAGAAUUUGCUGGUGGUUUUGAGUACUUAAGAAGGUCACUUGCUCUAUCAAUGAGUAGGAUGGGAAACAUCAAUGUGCUAACGGGAAAUGCAGGAGAGAUACGCCGAAAUUGCCGAUACAUAAAUGAUGGCAAACCCCAAUAAAACCUAAGAGAUGUGAUCUUGACAAGGGUAGAUUUGUCAUCAUAAAAAUACUGUCAAUUAAAUGAUAUUGUUUUGUGUCGAGGAUAGAGGAUACAAAUAUGUGCCUGAAAAAAAUGUUUCCUUUCUACAAAUAAAAUUACACAACUCCCGCUCAAGUUAAGAACUCA
This is a messenger RNA of Populus trichocarpa (black cottonwood), 1269 nucleotides long. RefSeq names its product probable peroxidase 26. Gene Ontology annotation, molecular function: heme binding; peroxidase activity. The record is from RefSeq and is a predicted model, not a curated record. Bases 77 to 1102 code for a protein of 341 amino acids. The transcript has 4 exons. Gene Ontology annotation, cellular component: plasmodesma; plant-type cell wall. Gene Ontology annotation, biological process: hydrogen peroxide catabolic process; response to oxidative stress. Lineage: Eukaryota; Viridiplantae; Streptophyta; Magnoliopsida; Malpighiales; Salicaceae.